This is a messenger RNA of Penicillium olsonii, 1776 nucleotides long. The record is from the annotation of a GenBank genome assembly. Lineage: Eukaryota; Fungi; Ascomycota; Eurotiomycetes; Eurotiales; Aspergillaceae.
AUGUCCUCUCACGGGUCCCUCCCUUCCAGGGGGGCUUCGCUACGAAACGCCUUUGCUCAGCGAUCGGAUGAAGCUGUUUCCCUCGCGCACCUGAGCGGAGGACAUGGUUCCGUUCAAGUCUCGCCCUACUCCGCCACUCAUGAGGCUGAGGAGCGUCGCCGCAAUGCCCUAGGCAGCCUUGACAACGCCCAAUUCGGCUGGCGCCAUGUGCGUGCCAUCAUCGUCGCCGGUAUUGGAUUCUUCACUGAUGCUUAUGACAUCUUUGCCAUCAACCUUGUUGUUAGCAUGCUCGGUAUUGUCUUCUUCGCUAACGGUUCGGCUGGACAUGGUAAGCUGCCUGUCAAUGUUGACACUGCCGUCAAGGUCGCAACUUCUGGUGGUACUGUUCUGGGUCAGCUUUUCUUCGGAUGGUUUGCCGACCGCAUUGGUCGUAAGCGCAUGUAUGGUUUUGAAUUGAUCAUUAUCAUUCUGGCCACUCUUGCUCAGGCUUUGUCGGCCCGGUCCUCUGCUGUCUCUAUCACUGGUCUCUUGGUCUUCUGGCGAGUGGUCAUGGGUAUUGGUAUUGGGGGUGACUACCCCCUUUCCUCCGUCAUUACCUCCGAAUUUGCUACUACCAAGUGGCGCGGUGCUAUGAUGGGUGCUGUCUUUGCGAUGCAAGGUAUUGGUCAAUUCGCUGCAGCUAUCAUGGCCUUAAUUGUCACUGCCGGCUUUAAAGACACGCUCAAGAGUGCUAAGGAUGCCGGACAUUGCACUGACGAAUGCCUGCUUGCCGUCGACAAAAUGUGGCGAAUUAUCAUUGGAAUCGGAGCUGUCCCCGCUUGUUUGGCUCUGUACUUCCGUCUCACUAUCCCCGAGACUCCUCGUUACACCUUCGACGUUGCACGCGAUCACUCCAAAGCCAACUCUGAUGUUCAGGCCUACCUUCAGGGUCGCAGCGGCAAAUCUGGCGACUCCCAGCAACUCACAGAGCUCCGUCCUCAAGCCGAUGGCUCGCUGAUUCCCAAGGCUAGUUGGUCCGACUUCCGCAGUUACUACUCCGAAUGGAAAAACGCCAAGAUGCUGCUGGGUACCGCAGCUUCGUGGUUCUUUCUCGACGUUGCAUUCUACGGCCUCGGACUGAACAAUUCCAUUAUCCUCUCGGCAAUCGGUUGGACCGGUGGAGGUAACCUGUACGAAAUCUUCUAUCGCAACGCGGUUGGAAACAUCAUCCUGAUCUGUGCUGGUGCUAUUCCUGGUUACUGGGUGACCGUUGCGACCGUCGAUACCUUGGGGCGGAAGCCAAUUCAGUUCAUGGGUUUCGCGAUCCUGACCAUCCUGUUUAUCGCCAUCGGAUUCGGCUACCACAACCUGAAGCACACUCACAAUGGCCUCCUCGCGCUGUAUGUCAUUGCACAGUUCUUCUUCAACUUCGGUCCCAAUGCUACCACUUUCAUCGUGCCCGGCGAAUGCUUCCCAACUCGGUACCGCUCUACCUCCCACGGUAUCAGUGCUGCGGCCGGCAAGAUUGGCGCCAUCAUCGCGCAGUGUGUCUUUGGACCGCUCGCUCACCGCGGUGCGACUAAGACCAAUGAUUCUCCCUGGCUCAACCAUGUUAUGGAAAUCUUCUCUCUGUUCAUGUUGUGUGGUCUUCUUUCCACCUUCUUGAUUCCGGAGACCAAGAGAAAGUCACUGGAGGAGCUUUCUGGGGAGUCUGGCCCAGCCAUGACUCUUCACCCUCGCACCGGCUCUCGGGGCAAGGAUGAGGAGGCAGUGGCUACCACCGUCCCCGUGGCUUAG